Molecule: messenger RNA, 6116 nt
Organism: Acanthaster planci (crown-of-thorns starfish)
Lineage: Eukaryota; Metazoa; Echinodermata; Asteroidea; Valvatida; Acanthasteridae
Gene: utp25
Product: UTP25 small subunit processor component
Biological process (GO): maturation of SSU-rRNA from tricistronic rRNA transcript (SSU-rRNA, 5.8S rRNA, LSU-rRNA)
Cellular component (GO): small-subunit processome; nucleolus
Molecular function (GO): rRNA binding; U3 snoRNA binding
Source: RefSeq, a predicted model, not a curated record
AUAUUGCUAGACUGGUACCUAGUCUUGUAUCCUGUUCAAAACAUCAAUAGUGUACAAAGCGUGUAGAAUUUAGAACUCCAUGCGAUAUAUGCAUCGGUAGUACUGAGCUAUCGCCAGUCAACACGUGCAAUUCUUGGUAGGCCCUACAUGUUCUUCAUAAAAACAUCAUUUUCUUAGACUAACCUUUAGCACAGUAUGCUGUAAAGUGAACAGAAAUGCGGGGAAGUAAGCGCCGUAAACACGGAAAGGGGAGAAGGAGAAAGAGGAGAAAAAUUGACCUUCUAGCAAUCAGUCGGAAAGUGAAUGAAAGAAAGAAAAAAGUACAAACCGGAGCGAUUUCAGAGAAUCAUAGGGCACAGCUGGGAUUACAGUCAGGAUCUGCAAACCAAACUCCAGGCAUUACAGAGGAGGACUACAGUUCAGACAGUAGUGUUGAGCAAGAGCCGUCUGCCUAUGAGCAACUUCUGACAACCCUAGGCACAACGACCGAGGAACAGUACUCAGAUGAUGAAGAUGACGAAGAAGACGAUGAAGGAAGUGACGACGAUGAGGAGGAGGAAGAGGAUGAAGGAAAUGAGGAAGCAGAGAAUGAAGUUGGAGACGUAUUUCCUGAAAAAUCUGCCGAUACAGAUGUGGCAGACUUGAGCCAAUCUGUAGAGGACGAAGAUAAAGUGGAACUUCAAGAUGAUGAAGAUGAUGACGAAGAUGAAACUGCUAGUAAUGAAGGGAGCGAUGAAGGCACAGCAGAGGAAGAUGAUGCAAAGACUCAGUUGAGAGAUCCCUUUUAUAGGAGGGUAGUACAGGACAUCGGGGAAGGUGUUGCUAGUCAGUUGGCCAAGGGAGAGGUGAUACACAAACUACAGACAAAGUGGAACACCUUAGGCAGACUUGUCUUUUCUUCCACGUCUGCCAAAAAGCCAGUCAGCCUCAAGAUCCCAGAUCAUGUGACAUUCAAAGAAUUGAAUAUCAAGAAGAGGAUAUCUGGCCAAUGGGAAGUCAACAAUAAACAGUUUGUCCCGUCAGGGUCUCAGGACCUGUUCUCUCCACUGCAACUGGAGCUCUUCACAAUCAUGAACUCUUACCAGGACUUGCUGUACACAGAGAGAACACACAAGAACGCUGAGGAGAUAUGUAACGUGUACUGCCUGCACUUACUCAACCACAUAGUCAAGUCAAGAGAGAUUGUGUUAAAACACAACACCAUGCUGUCCAAGGAUAAUACUCUGGAUACUGAGACAAUGAGAGAUCAAGGCCUCACUAGGCCACGCAUCCUGGUUGUAGUCCCAUUCCGCAAUGCCGCCCUCCGUAUUGUUAAUACCUUCAUCAAGCUGUUGCUGGCAGCAGACAGUCAGAACUUAGGUCGGAGGAAACGCUUCAGUGAUGAGUAUGGAGAGGCAGAGGAACGCCCACCGAGUAAGCACCCAAUGCCAGAGGACUGGGAGUCCACCUUUGCUGGCAACACCGACGAUCACUUCAGGAUAGGUCUGGCAAUCACUCGUAAACGACUCCAGCUGUACACAAACUUCUACAUGUCCGACAUCAUUAUUGCAUCACCGCUAGGCCUGAGAACCCUCAUCGGAACCAAGGGGGAGAAACAUCAAGACUAUGACUUCUUGUCCUCCAUUGAAUUACUCAUCAUGGAUCAGACUGAUGUGUUUCUCAUGCAGAACUGGGAGCAUAUCAUGCAUCUGAUGGAGUACAUGCAUCUGCAGCCCAGAGAUUCUCACGGCGUAGAUUUCUCAAGACUCAGAGAGUGGACGCUGAAUGGAUGGAGUAAGUACUACCGACAGACGCUGAUCUUCAGCUGUAUAACCACUCCAGAGAUCAAUUCACUAUUCAACAAGCAUUGUGCUAAUUUGGCCGGCAAGGCCGUGGUGUACAACCCUCCAGUAACAGGCUCCAUUUGCCAAGUAAUUACACAGCUGCCGCAGGUGUUCCAUCGGAUAGAGUGCCAGAGUUUUAUGGAGGAGCCAGACAAGAGAUUUGACUUCUUUGUGUCGAAGAUCUUGCCUCGGUACCAGGAUCCUACGAUGGUGGGUACACUGAUCUAUAUCCCCAGCUACUUUGACUUUGUUCGACUUCGUAACCACUUCCGCAAGGAGGAAAUUCAUUUUGCACAGAUAUGCGAGUACACCAGUCAGCCCAACAUCUCUCGAGCCAGACUCUACAUUGCCAACAGAUCCAGGCAUCUGCUACUGUUCACAGAACGUUUCUAUUACUUCAGAAGGCUCAAGAUAAAAAAAAUCCACAAUAUCAUCUUCUAUCAGCUUCCAAGCCAUCCUCAGUUCUACAGCGAGCUGUGCAACAUGCUGCAACUUCUGCAAGGUGCUGCCGAGCACAACUGCAGCAUCCUGUACACACACUACGACGCCCAGAGACUGGCCGCAGUUGUCGGGUCCACUCGUUGCAGACACAUGCUGUCCUCGGACAAAGACGUGCACUUGCUGGUCACCGGAGCAGACAGCUAAUAGAGGGAGCCCGAGGGAGUUACAGCACCUUCAUGGGAGAAAAAAGUUGACCCUUGAUGGCAGAUGAGGCAUCACGAAGUUCAGGAAAUCUGGCAUGGGCCUCAGUGUCAUGAGAGGGUUGCUCAUUACUGAAAGAUAUCGGUCUCAUGUAGAUAUGCAGCACCAGGCAGGUUUUAAAGUUCCUGCUAUGAUAAAGAAAACAGUGCUAUUGGAAGAUGUUUUGUGUUCUUUCUGGGCCCACUUACACUGGUGAAUUGGUUAUCUAGGAGCCAGUGUUGGAGGCAGCAAACAGGUGAUGUACUAGCUGUGAGCUCUGGUUCAUCGGGCUUGGUUUAAUGUGCAGUGUGUUUGUUACAUCAGCAAUCAGUUGACAGAAACUCAAGUCCCAGCCAUGAUAUCACAGAUCUUUUCAUACCCUUAGUUAAAUGGACGAGAAAAUACUUAUGCACAAGAAAGUAAGUAUACAGUUUGUUUAUAGUGAAGAAUGCCUUUUAAACAUUGGAUUGGUGUCAAUAUGGUAUGCAUGUGACUUCCCAAUGGUUUAAAUGUUUCAGGAAAACAGCAGGCUACCACUGCUUUAAUCAGGCAGGCGUUUUCCCCUAAAAUCACUGUAUUUCUAUUUGUAAUUCAGUUUUCCCUUUUUCUCACAAUUGAUCUCCAUUUGUGUUUAAUUCUUCAUGUCUACUGUAUGAUGGUACUUACUUUGAGAAAACUCAACACACUGUACCUGCCAGCUCUGUGAUUGUUUGGUACUUACUUUUCAUUCACAUGCACCUUAAAUAGUGCCUCAGUACAGGAUUUGUGAUGCAAGAUUCAAACUAGUUUUUGAAAUUUAUGUUAUCUAUUCAUGAGAAUAAGUGGGCGUGUUUGAGCAUGCUGCACAUGUUCACACGAGUGUACUUCUGAGCACACAAAUGGCAAGAGUGCAACCCGCGGACCGGGGACAAUACACUCUCACUGGAGCACAUUCUUGAUCUGAUAGUAAAGUGCAUGCACCAUAUUUCUGCACUCGGGAGUCAACACAAGUAGCACACGCGAAUGCUUCCACUAGUUCUGUGAACCACGAAGACUUGGAGCGCACUGAAAAGUAUCUGCCUUGUUUGGACAAGACGACGGUACUGAAGAUCUGUGAGCAUUUGUUAUAUUCAGCUUGCAGUGAUGCGAUUUCUCAGAAAUUGUCAGGAUUGAUACUAAAAAUUCCAGUUUCAGAGGUUAAUCAGUUUGCUGCCCUCAAAAUUUGUUUUUGUAAAAACACUAAAGAGAGAGAUUGAUAUCAUCAUAGCCAUGAUAGAGAGAACUCAUGCUUUAACUAUUAAAAGCCAUAGAAGUCACUGUUUUUAUUAUCAUUGUUUCAGCCCCUAUGCUGGACGACUUUUCUCCAUCCCCCAAUCUCAGCCCCAAAUAUGAAAUGAAAGCUGACUACAUGGUAGCUACUUGAUCCCCCUUUCCCUAUCUCUCAAAAGAUACACUGUACAGCUUGGGAAGUUUACUUGUAUGGUUAAAAAUUAUCUAUUUUUCAAAGAUCACAAUAAAUUUGACGGCUCAAAAAGAAUGAAACGGGUUCAGUUUUCGUGAAAUUUGUCACAGACACAACAUUUUUAAUUGCAUUUAUAUAGUUACAAUCAAGUGCAGAAAAUUUCAUUUCAGUCACUUUUCAAACAGAUGGACAGGUGCUUAAAUAAUUCAUACAUCUCAUUUUGCAUUGCUGUUGCAUAAGGCAGUCAAAACACAUCUACACACAAAAGACAAGCAGAGCUCCUGAAACUGUCAACUGCUGGCACCGUCACAUAAAAAGCCCAUGCACUGAUGACGUAAUGCUUUGUUUACAGUAUGCUUUCCUAUGGUGCUUUGAAUCCAUCGUCUCCAACUGGUUCCCAUACGAAAGCACUCCUGUAAAUCAGUGUAUCAUCAACAGUACAUAAGCCUACAGUGGAGUCUUCUCAGGAUUUUGACAACUGCAAAACCUUCAAUGUUCAACAGCUACUUUUGAACAUCUGACGGUGCGCGACGACAUACUCACUCUUACUCACUGAUGUCAUCAUUCUACUUUGGUUUAUAGAAGUACAUUAUUUGUGGAAAUGCUUUGCCUUACCUAAAAUAAUAUGGCCAUUAACCUUUUUUCAUGCAAAGAAGUUACGGAAAAAUUAACAGUUGACGGUAAAUGGAGAUAUCAUUACAUGUACUUCUAUCAAUAUGAUUUCUUGCAGAUGUACAUGGGAAUAUCACUGCAUGGAAAGCCAUUGUUAAUAACCAGUGAUAAGCUUUUAAAGCAUCAAUGACUUGAGGUCUUCCCGACCCUCCCCUAUAAAAGAUACUUUAAAAAUUAAACAAGGAAGAUUUUGAAAUGUUACAAAUUCUCAUUACAUGUAGAAAUAACACAGCUAAGUCUUGGUGUUAACACAGCAACCUACGCAUUACAAUUAGGAUCUCUUGCAUUCCAAAAGAAACUUUCAUUUUGUGGCAAAAAUGUCCUGUUCAGGGAUUAUGUAAAUUAUAGUAAUACUGGGUUUGGCAUUUAGAGAGAUCCAUCAUCAGUCCUGUAUGCUCUGAACUUUUCAAAGAGUGGGAGAAAAACUUCACAAUGCUGAGACUUGAAUGCAUGACCUCUUGUUUUCCAGUGCAGGUGACUUGCCCUUCAGCCACCAAGCUUGGAGGGGUCUGGUAGCCAGUUCGAACCCAAACCAAUCCUCAAUGGCAACUCCUGCUUGGUACAUGUGUGACCCAACUUCAAAAAGAUGAGCCGCAAGUUACUAGAGCCACUUCUGAGCUGAAGGCAUUUUUAAAAAUGUAACAACAGAGGGUUUGCAUGGCUGCCAUCCUGCAGGCCAGUGUUUUUUCUUUACAGGAUAUGCCCAAAGGAGAUUCCCAUGUGCAACAAAAGAAGUGCCCUACAGGAUGGCUUCCAUGCAAAGCCUCUAUAUCAGCUCAACAUUUUUUCAUCCAAAUAAUGUCAAUUUUUCAUCAAGAUGCCAAAUUGAGUGAUAAAUCAAAACAAAUAGCUCAGUUGCUCUUUCUGAUGCAAACAUGACAAAAUUACUGAAAAAUAGCCCGAAGACUACUUCUGGGAUUCUGGUUACGUAUCGGAUCGAACUGGCCAGAUGCGUCCAAAAUCUUGGUGGCUGAGUGAGCAGGUAUUUGUACUGCAACUCCUAUUUCGGAGGUGGUGAGUUCAAGCCCCACCUGUGUAAGCUCGUGAAUUCUAUCCUUACAAUUCUUACUAUUCUUAGUUCUUGCAAUGCUCUGAGCAUAGAUGGCUAACAUCGGUGAAAAGCAGAACCUGGUAUUUAACCCCACUAGCCCAAAACACCCUGGGGUUGAUGUAAAAAAAUCAAAUUGUACACGUGGAUCCGAUCUUUGACAACUGUUCUGAUUUUCAUCUCUAAAAAGAAUAUUGAUGCAAGUAGUGCAGCUUAAAACACUGGCUGUGAACAGGUUUGGAAAAGUUUUUACUUCAAUGAAUGUAUCUUUAAACUGCAUAAGCAAUACAGUACAACACCCAUGGAGCAGUCUCUGUAAGGGGGAAGUACAGACUUUAUCUAAACCCCUGUAUUGCAUAUAGAUAUCUCGCUCUAUCUGCCCCGAGUUGAAGUGCACUCCCAUGCGGCAAAAGAAAGACAGUUGGGAGUAAGAUUUCCAAGUGGGUUCUUG